This is a messenger RNA of Cyprinus carpio (common carp), 3803 nucleotides long. RefSeq names its product POU domain, class 2, transcription factor 3. The transcript has 13 exons. Gene Ontology annotation, cellular component: nucleus. Bases 1746 to 2930 code for a protein of 394 amino acids. Gene Ontology annotation, biological process: regulation of transcription by RNA polymerase II. The record is from RefSeq and is a predicted model, not a curated record. NCBI's taxonomy places the organism in Eukaryota, Metazoa, Chordata, Actinopteri, Cypriniformes, Cyprinidae. Gene Ontology annotation, molecular function: RNA polymerase II cis-regulatory region sequence-specific DNA binding; DNA-binding transcription factor activity, RNA polymerase II-specific.
UAGAAAUGUGUGUAAUAUAGUAUUGCUUAUGCAAGAGUGCAUACUUAUACUUCAUCUGACUGAGUAGGCUACACUGGCUAUUUAUGUCGUGCUUUUUUGCCUCAUUUGUUAUGAUGCGGGCAAUCCUUCAAUUCUUUACUAGCCUACUGUAUCCCACAGUCACCUUACAUCAACAUGUUAAAGGCAUUUGAUUUCAGGUAAAACUUAAAAAAAAAAAAAAAAAAACAUGAUGUGCUCAAAGUACACUAUUGUUUAUUUUGCUUAAGCAUAAUCUACGUACAAAUCAGAUAUGCAAAUUGUCAACAUUACGAGCAUUAUGCGGUGUCUCAUCUCCUGAGAGACUGAAUGCUGCCCUCUAGUGUAAAGUCUUCAUUUAUGUUCACUCAGGAUGGUGUGACAGUAAAAUCCAUCUUUAGAAGGUAAAGUUAUAACUUAUUAACGUAACGUGGUUAAUUCGUGAAUGUAAUGUAGAGCUGGAACUUAACCUGACAGAGCGUAUAUCUGCACAAACACGCUCUGCCAUCCGCGACAAACCAAACGCAGCUGUGCACACACCAACUGCAUUAGCUGACCGGUUUUAAUUGCUGGCACUGUUAACGGUUUUGACUUGAGGAUAAACGUUUAGUUGUAAUGAAAUCUUCGAAAUGCAGUAAAAUGACACAUGGAAUAAAUGUGACAUGGAUAGUAGGCCUAUGGUGGCAUCAACUUAAUAGGAAUACAUUGCAUUAGUCUAUAUACACAAAUAAAUUAAUAUAACAGAAUUAAAAAUUAUAUUUUAUUAUUAUUAAAGCUAUUAUUAUUACAUCAACAUACAUGUUUACUUUAAUUUAAAAUCUAACCUGGGUUGACGCACACUCCCAUUGGAUUUGAAUCCCUUCAUUCAAACGAACUAUCCUGAAUUCGCAGAAAUCAAAACUUCCGAACAGUACCGUAGCUACUAAACAAUAUAACACCGCACCCCUGCACUUCACAUCCUUUAGUCAUGAGAAACCUGGUGGUUUAAUCAGUUGGAAUAGUGUGGGGGAUAUAAACAAAAUCUCUUCGGAUACAGUUUAUUAACUGCAAAACCUCAAUAAAAACCCCAAGAGACACUUUCAAUUGUCAGUUUUGCUUACAAAUCUAUUUCCACAGAACUCUGGCUGAGGAACAAUCUCUUGGUAUCUGUUGUGCAAUGAAUGACCUGUCGCCCUUUUAAUGUCAGAAUAAUGAGGCAGACCUCUGAGAUACAUGUUUGGAACCAUUACAUUUGCCAUAAGUUUAAAAACAUGACUUUGGGAAUUCAUAUGAAGUCAAAUCUGUUCUCUCACAUACACUAGUAAAAAGAACAAUCAUAAUUCCUGCCUUUAUGCAUAGUGAUGUAUUUGAAUAAAUAGAGUUAUACCAUGUUCAAUCAAAGACAAAGCACACUUAAAGUUUGGCAGUGUACAUACAGGCAGAGUUGCAUGCAUGCUCUUAUUCUCAAGCGUUUCAAAGUUUGCUGUCUGCCUAUUGUUGUUUUAUGCAAAAAGUCAGAGGCUGGAUAGGACACACGAGGGCCUUAUGCAAAUGACGUGUCUAUCGGCUGGUGUGGGAUACUGGAGAGGUGAAUGCUCUUCUACUAACCCACUUUGCUAAAUGUGUUUCUCUGAACCUUUUUGAAAAAAGUUCACUCAGUCUGUCAUAGAAGACCUGAGAAAAGCACCAGACGCAGGGAUAUAAUCUACAGAGCCUGGAUCCGUGGAGCUUUCCUGCUAGAAGAUAUUAAGAUGAGCACAGAGGCUGUUGAACAGACAGAAUCUCAGCAUGAACAAGCUGACAUCGAACAAAACGGCUUCACCAGACAAAUCAAGACUGAGAACCUGAAUGAUUCACCUCAUUCUGGAUCGUCCCACAAGACAUGCCACUUAACUCAGGGAUCACCGGUGCCUGGAGGCCAUCUCACUGGGGAGCUGCCCUCCCUGCACCCCCUGCCCCAGCUCGUCCUGAUGUCUGGAUCUCACCUAUCCUCUCCUUCAUCAUUUCUCCUCUCACAGGCCCAAUCAGGACACCAAGCACUGCUGCAGCCCAAUCUGCUUUCCUUGCCCUCCCAGUCCCAGACAGGACUCCUGCCGCACCAGCCUGGUCUCGCACUCACACCUCAGGCAAUGGGCAGGUCAGGUCUGGCCGGCUCGUCUAUGGAUGGACACCUGGAUAUGUCUCACUUACAGGUGCCUAAACAUGUGGGGUCACCACAAGAUGAACCCAGUGACCUGGAGGAACUCGAGCAGUUUGCUAAAGCCUUCAAACAGAGACGCAUCAAACUAGGCUUUACUCAGGGUGACGUGGGUCUGGCCAUGGGAAAGCUGUAUGGAAAUGACUUUAGUCAGACUACAAUCUCACGCUUUGAGGCUCUCAAUCUUAGCUUCAAAAACAUGUGCAAGCUCAAGCCCUUGCUGGAGAAGUGGCUGAGUGACGCAGAGAACUCACCAUCCGACUCCAUGACCAGCCCCACCACCUUACCACCCCUUAUGGAGGGUUAUGGGAGGAAGAGGAAAAAGAGAACAAGCAUUGAAACAAACAUCAAACUCACACUAGAGAAACGCUUUUUAGAUAACCCAAAACCCAACUCUGAAGAGAUCACGAUCAUCUCAGAGCAGCUAUCCAUGGAGAAGGAAGUAGUGCGGGUUUGGUUCUGCAACCGGCGGCAAAAAGAGAAGCGGAUAUACUGCCCCAUCUCCAGUUCACCCAUAAAGUCUCACAACUACAACCCUCGUCUGGUGAGUCUGAGCAAGUCAUUCAGUCCGCUCACUGGAGGUGUGUCAUCAAGCUCCUCCCCCAGCAGCCCCAGUCGAGGCUCCUCCCCCAGCACUCUGUCCACUGCAUCCAGUCCACUGACCUCACAGGGGGUCAGCCAGACGUUCAACACCACAGGAUCCUGGUAUCGCUGGAACACCACAUCAUAUCAUCACUGAGCCCCUCUGAAGGCAACAGCUUCCCUGCAUGACUUACCAGACCAGAGAGAAAUAGUCAUUCUGUAAUGUUUACAACCAGCACUAAAUGAGACGGCACUGUUCUGCUUCAGGGUUUUGAAUAGAGCUUCACUGCUAAUUACCGAAGGGAAAAAGCAUUAAUAUACAGUGGCACAUUGUUUAAAUAUGCAAUCUUGCUACAAAGAACAUGACAGGCAUGUUCAGCAUUUUCAGCAGAGCUUUUAAUGUGCAUGAAACCUUAUUUCACUUUCCGUGUAAAAUCUCUGUGCCAAUUUUGUUGCAGAUGAAGGCUCAAAUCUGGCUUUUUGUUUAUUGAUAACGUUGAUGUGAAAAACUGCACGUAACCCAAAACAAGACCACUGAUUUUUGAGUAUCUUGUUUACAUAUUGCUUUAUUAGAAACUUUUCUUCACUGUUGUUUUAAAUGAAGUAGCAGGAUACUUUUAUGAUAAAGUUUCAUACGCUUGAGCGUUAUUGGCUCUGCUCAAGGUCAAGACCGGAACAGCUGGCUCUGAUAUGUGCAGUAAAGCUGAGGCAACAUUUAGCAGAUUGGUCAAUACAGUUUACAUUUAUUUUUGGCACACACCUAGUUUUGUGUUUCUGAACAUUUAUAAGGAUUUCUGGCAGGGAAAACAUUUUUAUAUGCCUGGUGCGGAAUAUGUGCAUUUCACACUAUUUUUAUGCAACAUUGUCCAAAGCAUUUGAAGUUCCUUGAGUUUCAUAUUUUAGCUUUUAUGUAUGAUUAAUAAUAUCUAGUUAUUGUUUGUUUGGUUGUUCUUUGCUUUAAAAAAAAAAAAAAAAAAAAAAAAAUUGAAUAACACUUGUAUAUUUCAGUUUCACUGUUUGACUUAUUAAA